Anolis sagrei ordinatus is the source of this 936-nucleotide messenger RNA. NCBI's taxonomy places the organism in Eukaryota, Metazoa, Chordata, Lepidosauria, Squamata, Anolidae. The record is from RefSeq and is a predicted model, not a curated record.
AUGGAGUUGGCCAAUGAUACCACAAUCCAAGAAUUCAUUUUAGUGGGAUUUGGAGCCGAGCACCAGAAGAAAUCACUCCUUUUCAUUAUUUUCACCAUCCUCUAUGUAAUUACUUUGGCUGAGAACAUCACUAUUAUAACACUUGUGCUAUUAGAUGCCCAUUUGGCCCAACUUCCCAUGUAUAUCCUCCUGAGCAACUUCUCCUGGCUGGAAAUGUGCUAUAUCACCACCACAGUGCCCCGGAUGCUAUUCGAUCUUGCCUCCGCUCAUAGCACCAUCUCUUUCCAUGCUUGUUUUCUGCAGUUCUAUGUUUUCUUCUCUCUGGGCAGUACUGAAUUCUUCUUCCUCUCGGCCAUGGCUUUGGAUCGGUACCUGGCCAUCUGCCACCCAUUGCAUUACUCCCAAAUCAUGUCCCCAAACUUCUGCUAUGCCUUGGUGUCCACUUGUUGGAUCCUUGGCUUCCUGGGGUACAUUCUCCCAGUGACUUUGAUCUCUAGGUUGUCCUUCUGUAGACUCAACAUCAUUGACCAUUUUGUAUGUGAUCCUGUUCCAAUUAUGAACUUGGCUUGUCCUCCACUUGGAAAAGUUCCUCUUAUCUGCCAAAUGUCUAUGCAUGCAAUCUUUGUAAGCAAUGUCACCUGUGUUGUAUUUUCAUACGGCAAGGUGAUUUGCACACUGGUGAAAUCUUCUGACCAAGGGAGCCGUAAGAAGGCCUUCUCCACUAUAUCUAUGCACCUGUUGGUGGUGACAUUUUUCUAUGGCUCAGUUGGAGGGAUGUAUUUAAUUCCAAGUAGGAAAAGUCAGUCUGAUGUCACAAAGGCAAUAACAGUCUUCUAUGUCACAAUCACACCCUUUUUGAAUCCUCUGAUCUACUGCCUGAGGAAUGAUCAAGUCAAAGAGGCACUGGGAAGAUUGCUAAGGAGAACAAUGAAAUGA